CGAGGCCUUCAAGGUGAUGCCGCGGCGGCUCUCGAGAGAAGCGUCGAUCGCGGCGGCGGAGGCGGCGGGCGUGGCCUUCAAGCAGAUGCCGCACCAAUUCUUCUCCGCACAGAAGGUCGCGGCGGCGCAAGAACUCGGCCAGCUGGCGGUGGAGGCGAGCCAACGGACGAUCGAGUACACCCAGCGGCGCUCGACCGCGCGUUCGGCGCUGUUGGUCGAGCGAGAGAUGGAGAACCUGGCCGCGCGCGGCGAGAGCAUCUCGCUCACCGAGCUGUGCGCGCGCGUCGAGGCGCGCGAGUCGCAGAACUUUGACGUCGCCCGCCACUUCCUCGAGCUCGGGCGCGCGGUGUACGUGUACGUGGCGGGGAAGCCCCGCGCGCGGCCGACGGAGCGACCAUUCGACCCGCCGCUCGUCAUCAACGGCCGCCAGGUCGUCGAGAUGAUCGGCAUGCCGCCCGACGGCUUCUCAAACGACGAGAGCCAGCGCUGGUGGUGCAGCAGAACGCGACGUGGGUCGCUCCCAGCGGCCUCAACGUGGACCGGCAGCAGAUGUCCAAACUCUUCAUGGACGUCCCGCUCAGCGAGUGCGAGACCGCCUUCGAGGCCAACCUCGAGGAGGGCCACGUGAUGCGGCUGCUGCAGGUGGACAACUUCAACGGCGUGGACUGCACCGUCUGGCGGCAUCAACUGGGCAACCAAAAGUUCGGCUGCCUGGACGGCACGCGGUACACGGGGCGCGCCGUGGUCCGCCUCGCAGUGAGCCGCCAGCCACUUGACCAGCUCUCGCUCGUCCGCGCUGUGCCGCCGCUCCUGUCGAGCGGCAUGCUGCGCCCGCUC
Molecule: messenger RNA, 837 nt
Organism: Emiliania huxleyi CCMP1516
Lineage: Eukaryota; Haptophyta; Isochrysidales; Noelaerhabdaceae
Exons: 4
Coding region: 17-628 (203 amino acids)
Source: RefSeq, a predicted model, not a curated record